AAAAGCAUAGAUACGCAGUACCAGCCUUGUCCAAUCGAAUCAAUUUUUUGUAUUUUUACCAUUUUUUUGAUUUUGCAAGCAUUCACUUACAGACCACAGUACGUUUUUCGCAGAGCAAAUAGAAGUUCUGCCAGCAGCAACAUCGAGUAGGUUCUUCUCUCCAAAAACAUUCCCAAGAUGGUCGUUUCUUUUGCACAUUCUAUGCUCGAAGUUCUGGGACGCCGGUCCCUCUCUUCGCUUCUCGCUGUGGUUUGUUGGUCCCUUGCGGCUACCGAGUUUUAUUCUUACGGCACAACUACCGGUAGCACCGCAACAAGCACGUGGUCUUUCGCCUCAGGUGCCUCGCUGAAGAAGAUGAAGACCCCAGCGCCGCCAAGACUCCGAUGCGCACAAGCUCCUGAUCAAAGCGAAGACUUGCUGAAGGAGUUAGAAGAAAUGCCGGAUCUUGAGGAGCCGCAAGUGAAGUUGGCCAUGGCGGACGUUUGCAGUAUUACGGGUUUUCAUAAGGAAGGAACUCCCGUGAUAGAUAAGUCCUUGCCUAGCAGGAUUACAGCCCGCUCCUUCUCGCUCGGAGCUAAUAUGCGGGCCAGAAAAACUGACUGGGCUCGUUUUUGUGGCGGAAGAGACAGAAGCCAUUCUCCGGCGCAACGUCCGGUACGUAAAAACGGCCUGCCGAGUCGUGAAGUAGAGGACCGCGCGGCCGAGGAUCGUUUUGUGGCCUCGACCGGAAACAAGCAUUACAUCGAUUCAAUCUUCGGACUCGGGCUCGUUCCGACGAGUGACAGUGAGCCGGCUUAUGACCUUGGGCCAAGAAAUGCUGGCCGAGAAGAAGCGCAUGAAGUUGAAAAAGAUUUUGAGAUGAUCGAGCUCCGUCAAAAUAUUGAAGGAAUGGAAGUCCCGUUUUCCACUGGUCCCGAAGUUCUACCUCCAGAGGAAGCAGGUCGUGAGAUGCUGUGGGGGGGAAGAGACAUUUGUCAGCCAAUGUAUACAGCAGGUCUACCAUCUCCAUUUUCCUGCUACGGUCGACCACAGUAACAGGGUGAUGUUGGGGUCUGGGUGAUCUAGUUGAGGCUUAUUGAGUGUGUUGUGGAGGUAAGUAGAUGACUGGUCCAUAUACUGUAUGACAAACGUGCCCAGCACGUACAAAUUUUUUUCGCACUGCAGACGAUGCUAAUGCUAUCGUAUGCUGCACCGCGUAUCGAUGAGAUUUUGACGCAGCACACCACACGAGAAGGAACUGCAACACGGAGUCGAAUAGAAAAGCCAUUUGACUACACAAAUACUCACGACUGUCGCCGUCUAUCUAGUUGAGAUGCGAGGGCGACGAGGCAGAUUUUUCCAUGUAACUACAGUUAAAGAUUUUUCCAAUUAAAGAAAAAAAAGAAACACGUGCAAAGUUUUUGGGGUUUAUACAUGCGCUAGAUCAUUCAUCAGAAAGGAGUAGAAU
Messenger RNA from Amoebophrya sp. A120, 1447 nucleotides. The record is from the annotation of a GenBank genome assembly. Lineage: Eukaryota; Dinophyceae; Syndiniales; Amoebophryaceae.